GCCCUGUAGGGUUGGAAUCAAAACCGACAUUCUCUUUUCCCUUAUUGUUAUUUUUGACUUUUUUUUUUUAAUUAUUUCCGGGGUUGUGUAUAUGUGUGUGUGGGUGGUGCCUUCUUCUUAUUCUUCUUCUUCUUCUUCUUUUUCUCCUCCUUCCUUCCUCUUCUCCUUCCCUUCCUUCUUCUUCUCCUUCCUCUUCUUCUUUACUUACCUACCUCCUUCUUCAUUCUACUACUUCCUUCCUUCCUCCUUCGCCCACUGCCACAUCAGGCAACUGACUCGAAACUCCCGCUUCUUCUUCUCUUCUUCUCUUCUCUUCUUCUCUUCUCUUCUUCUCUUCUCUUCUUCUCUUCUCUUCUUCUCUUCUGGUUUUCUCUUCUUCUCUCUGCUUGCUUCACUUGCUUUGAAAAAGAUUUGAAAGAGAACCGCCCAGCAUGGCUGGAACCUCCGACGUGUCGCGUGUCGAGGCCCCGGUGACCCUGAAGGCGUAUCUGAUGUGCGCCUUCGCGGCCUUCGGUGGCAUCUUCUUUGGCUACGAUUCCGGCUACAUCAACGGCGUGUUGGGCAUGGACUUCUUCAUCGAGGAGUUCACCGGCCUGCGCAAGUCCGACUUCUCCCCCGACGAGGUCAAGGACAAGUUCGUCGUCCCGUCUUGGCAGAAGUCCCUCAUCACCUCCAUCCUCUCCGCCGGAACCUUCUUCGGCGCCAUCAUCGCCGGUGACCUCGCCGACUUCUUCGGCCGCAGGACCACCAUCAUCAGCGGAUGCGCCGUCUUCAUCGUCGGCGUCGCUCUCCAGACCGCAUCCACCACCGUCGCCCUCCUUGUCGUCGGCCGCCUGGUCGCCGGCUUCGGUGUCGGUUUUGUCUCCGCCAUCAUCAUCCUCUACAUGUCCGAGAUCGCCCCCCGAAGGGUGCGCGGCGCCAUCGUCUCCGGCUACCAGUUCUGCAUCACCGUCGGCCUGCUCUUGGCCUCCUGCGUCGACUACGGAACCCAGGAGAGAACCGAUUCCGGCUCCUACCGCAUCCCGAUCGCCCUGCAGAUGCUCUGGGCUCUCAUCCUCGCCGUCGGCCUCUUCUUGCUCCCGGAGUCGCCCCGUUACUACGUCAAGAAAGGCGACGUCGAACGUGCCAAGGCCGCCCUCGCCUCCGUCCGUGGUCAGCCGCUCGAUUCCGAAUUUAUCCAGCAGGAGCUUGCCGAGAUCGUCGCCAACCACGAGUACGAGCUGCAGGUCGUCCCCCAGGGCAGCUAUUGGGCAUCUUGGCUCAACUGCUUCCGUGGCUCGCUCUUCGAUCCCGCCAGCAACCUUCGUCGCACCAUCCUCGGUACCUCUCUCCAGAUGAUGCAGCAAUGGACCGGUGUCAACUUCAUUUUCUACUUCGGCACCACCUUCUUCCAGUCCCUCGGCACCAUCAGCAACCCGUUCUUGAUCGGCCUCAUCACGACCUUGGUCAAUGUCUGCUCUACCCCAAUCUCCUUCUGGGCAAUCGAGAGGAUCGGCCGUCGCCCCUUGCUCAUCUGGGGUGCUUGUGGCAUGUUCGUCUGUGAAUUCAUCGUCGCCAUCGUGGGUGUCACGGUUGGUGAAAGGCAGGAUGCCGUCAGGGCCAUGAUCGCAUUCAUCUGCAUCUACAUUUUCUUCUUUGCCAGCACGUGGGGUCCUGGCGCCUGGGUUGUCAUUGGCGAGAUCUUCCCGCUCCCUAUCCGUGCCAGAGGCGUUGGCCUUGCGACCGCAUCCAAUUGGCUCUGGAACUGCAUCAUCGCAGUCAUCACCCCGUACCUCGUCUAUUCCGACAAAGCCAACUUGGGUCCCAAGGUCUUCUUCCUCUGGGGCUCUCUCUGCGUCAUGUGUUUCAUCUACGCAUACCUCCUCGUCCCUGAAACAAAGGGUCUCACUCUCGAACAAGUGGAUAAGAUGCUCGAAGAGACUACCCCUCGUACUUCAGCGAAAUGGAAGCCGCAUACAACAUUUGCUUCGGAGAUGGGGCUUACGGAGAAGGCCACCCUUGAAGAAACUGUUGCCAUCGAAGUUAGUCCAGAUCACAAAGAGACGGUUUAAGCAGAUCUCUCUAAUUGCCUCGUCUAACUGAGUACUCAUCUUUUGUCGUCCUUUUUUUUUUUUUGCUUCACGAUAAUUCGAGCUUUUGAGUGGCGUUGUUUUCUUUUCCCAGCACAGGGGUUAUGGAGUUUGCUUUCUGUUAAUAUGGAUGGGCAUGUGGAUAAAAAAGGUAUGAGGGCAUAAUACCCGGAGGGAUUUGUUUUAAUUUGUGUGUCUGUGUGUGUUUAUUUAACGAGAGUUGUCUGCAAAUACGGCAUCAGUCCAACGGCAGAGAAUGCCAGGUUUUAAAGUACUGCAACGAUGAGUUUCACCCGUUAGCACUUCCAAUUUCUGUGGUGCCUGUUGUAGUAGAAUUGGAUCUUCAGAAGUGACUCAAACGAGGGUUUGCUCAUACGUGACGAUAAAAGGGAGGCAGUCACACAGUACCGCCGCCCUGGCCGAAUAGGGCUGGUCCCUUGCCGAUUCUGAGCCCCGGUCGCCCUGCUGCUUCAUGGCCCGCAGAGUACAUUCUGGGCCUCCCCGUUUAAGAGGUACGGGGUUCUCCGAACAUAACUACUCAAGAUUGGAGGUAUGUACUCCCCGCCUGCGCUGUUAUUGGGUAAACCUGUGUGCUGAGAGACUGGCGGGACCAUUUUUUUUUUUUUUUUGGCGCCAUUGUUGCACCCCGUAAAACCGUCCACAAAAGCUAUAUGGCUUGAAUGGGAGCAGCUCUCCUGUCAUAACUGUAGUAUCUGGAGCCGGCUUCAGCGGGGGGAGGUUUGAAAGUCUGUUUUCGCAGAAUGGGUUUCCCUGGAGAUCAAUAUAAAACAUAGAAACAGAGGUUUCUUUUUGGAGGGAAAAAAAAAAAAAUAAAAUAAAGGAUAUGUUAACCAUAUUCAGACCAGGGGACAACCCCUUUCACCCACUUUCUUGGUUUCUCAAAUGUUAUUUUCUUUUCUUUUUUCCUUUUUUUUUUUUUUUGUUCUUUAAUAUUGCCGGACUAACAUGAUCACUUUAGCGCAUUGGCGACAGGUGAAGAUGACGAAUGAAUUUGCUUGUGUGUGAUCCGAAAGCUGGGAAUUGUGCUUUUUCGCCCUCCUCCCGCUUUGGCAACUCCAGCAGCUGUUAGAGUGGCCAGGAGUCCUGUGGGACUGCGCGGCUUUUUCCGUCCGCGUAUGGUAUAUCGUUCGGUUUCUGCGGGAGGAACAUAGCUAACAAGCCACUUUUGCUCUCCUC
This is a messenger RNA of Coccidioides posadasii C735 delta SOWgp, 3266 nucleotides long. RefSeq lists its product as uncharacterized. NCBI's taxonomy places the organism in Eukaryota, Fungi, Ascomycota, Eurotiomycetes, Onygenales, Onygenaceae. Gene Ontology annotation, biological process: carbohydrate transport; transmembrane transport. Gene Ontology annotation, cellular component: membrane. The record is from RefSeq and is a predicted model, not a curated record. Gene Ontology annotation, molecular function: carbohydrate:proton symporter activity.